AUGCCACCGAAGAUGGCGAAGAUCUUGAAGAAGAAAACCACCGAUAGCCCACAAAAGACCAAAGGUCGCAGACCAAUCGCAAAAGAUGGCGAUGGCUCACCAAAUGCCGUGCGCAAAUCCAAGCCCGGAAAACAAAAAGCCAACAAGGCCGCAGAUGUCCAACCGGGUGAUCCAACCCCCACAGGCCGCCGCCGCCGCUACAAGCCUGGCACCGUGGCACUCAAAGAGAUCCGCAAAUACCAACGCUCCUACGACCUCCUCAUAGCUAAGCUGCCGUUCGCGCGACUCGUUCGCGAAGUCGCUCUCGAUCUUCUGCCCGCCGACACGGGCGCCGAACUGCGUUGGCAGUCACAUGCGAUCCUGGCACUGCAAGAAGCCGCCGAGGCAUUCCUGGUUCAUUUGUUCGAGGACACAAAUCUGUGUGCGAUCCACGCCAAGCGCGUCACAAUUAUGCAAAAGGAUAUCCAGCUUGCGCGGAGAAUUCGCGGGGUCUGGGCUGGUCUGGGUUAA
This is a messenger RNA of Penicillium brevicompactum, 510 nucleotides long. Its product is annotated as histone H3 family protein. Bases 1 to 510 code for a protein of 169 amino acids. Gene Ontology annotation, molecular function: structural constituent of chromatin; protein heterodimerization activity; DNA binding. The transcript is spliced from 2 exons. NCBI's taxonomy places the organism in Eukaryota, Fungi, Ascomycota, Eurotiomycetes, Eurotiales, Aspergillaceae. Gene Ontology annotation, cellular component: nucleosome. The record is from RefSeq and is a predicted model, not a curated record.